Molecule: messenger RNA, 2823 nt
Organism: Pezoporus occidentalis (night parrot)
Lineage: Eukaryota; Metazoa; Chordata; Aves; Psittaciformes; Psittacidae
Gene: ZPLD1
Product: zona pellucida like domain containing 1
Exons: 11
Coding region: 625-1872 (415 amino acids)
Cellular component (GO): cell surface
Source: RefSeq, a predicted model, not a curated record
CACCCCUAUAUCGCAUUUUCAUCCCAGUGUGAAAUGUCACUAUUUUUGCUUUUGUUUUGUUUAGUGCUAAGAAUUUAGCCCAGAAUCAGAAAAAAAGAAAAAAGACACUUCUCACAAUGAACAAUGGGCCAUUGAUAACCUUGCAGCUUAGUUACUGAUCCUAUCUCAGUACUUCCAUCUCUCUCCUUCCUCCCACCCCUCUCUUCAAACAGACAAGGUUUUCUUUCAACAAGUUGAUGACAGAAUAAUUUCUCUAGGUUGAUUGUUUGCCCCACAUGGCCCUCUGAAGAUCAUCAUACAAGUAGAGGGAAGCAGAUCAAAAGGCUGCAAGAAAAAGAGGCAGAGGAUUGAAAAAAUCCAUCAUAAAGACUGCUCAGGUUUCAGUCUAAUGAUGAACAGGCUUGUAAAGUAUUCUGAGACCUGUCAAAUUUUCCCAUCUAAAAUCCAGACCUAUUUUAAAAAGAAUUUUCAUAAUGAAUGUGCCUUUUCCCCCCAUCCACAGGCUCAGAGUAUUUUCUGAAAAAGUUCUGCAAUGCAGAGGAUUCAAACAUUUGAUCACAUGCAGCAGCACAAGAUAGAUGGAGUACAGCUGACUCAACAGCUACAGGGGAUUUGGGUUUUGCAAUGGAACAGAUAUGGUUAGUGCUCCUGCUGACGAUUAAAGUGCUUUCAGUGACUGCUCAAUUCAAUGGAUACAACUGUGAUGCUAACCUCCAUAGCAGGUUUCCCGCUGAACGAGAUAUCAAUGUUUUCUGUGGAGUACAGACAAUUACUAUGAAGAUAAAUUUUUGCACAGUUCUUUUCUCUGGCUAUUCUGAGACAGAUCUGGCGCUGAAUGGGAAACAUGGUGAUGCCCACUGCAGGGGUUUCAUCAAUAACAACACCUUUCCGGCAAUGGUCAUUUUCAUCAUCAAUCUGAGUACUUUAGAAUCCUGUGGAAACGCUCUAGUGGUAUCCUCAGUUCGAGGUAUCAAUGCUUAUGGAAAUACCUCAGUGGUACAGAUAGGUAAUGUUUCAGGCUAUAUUGAUACACCAGACCCACCAACGAUUAUCAGCUAUUUGCCUGGGUUGCUGUACAAAUUUAGCUGUAGCUAUCCACUGGAGUACUUGGUUAACAAUACCCAGCUUGCUUCGUCAUCAGCUGCUAUUUCUGUAAGAGAGAACAAUGGUACAUUUAUCAGCACUUUGAAUUUGUUGCUUUACAAUGAUUCAACCUACAGCCAUCAGCUCCUUAUUCCAAGUACAGGUUUACCUUUGAAAACCAAAAUAUAUGCAGCUGUAAGAGCAACCAACCUUGAUGGCAGGUGGAAUGUUUUGAUGGACUACUGUUACACCACACCAUCUGGUAAUCCUAGCGAUGAUCUCCGAUAUGAUCUUUUUUUCAGCUGUGACAAGGACCCACAGACAACUAUAAUUGAAAAUGGCAAGAGCCAAAUGGGCCGGUUUUCCUUUGAGGUGUUUCGCUUUGUGAAGCACAAGAACCAGAAGAUGUCUACGGUCUUCCUUCACUGCGUGACAAAGCUGUGCAGAGCAGAUGACUGUCCCUUUCUUGUGCCAAUUUGCAGUAACAGAGAAAGAAGAGACACUGGUGGGAGGACAACUUGGAGCCCUCAGAGCACCUCUGGCAAUGCUGUAAUCUCUGCUGGCCCCAUCAUUACAAGGAGUGAUGAGACAACAACCAACAAUUCACAGCUUGCUCAUCCAGAUGGACUUCCUUUCCAGCUGAACUCAAUCACCACUGCACUGAUUUCAGGCAUUGUCAUCCUAGGAAUCACAAGCAUUUUCUUUUUUGUAUGCUCCGUAACCCUUCUGCACAGAAAGUGGCCCAACCUUUCAGUCUUGACUGGCAUCCAAAACCCAGUUUUCAACUGAAACUGAUGAUUUACUUGCACUUUUUCUUUAGGGCUGCCUUUCUUGUCCAUGAAAUAUGAUUCCAUUAAAAAAUAAUAUUAAGGCAAUACUCCAGCUGUAUCCAGCUUCUAUUCCAGCUAUUCUGUAUUUUUGUUUUGCUAGAUGAUGUUGUGUAGGUAAGCAGCAGUAACAUUGGUAACAAUCCUAGAAAAUUAUGAGAAUCUCAACUGUGUUUGUGAUCAGACUGUAUAACAUCAUGCCCAGGGGUGUGCUGACAAUAAAGCUUGUGUCUCCAGCUUCCCAGUGAGGUCUCAAAGCUGAAAAUACUCAAGGUGAGAAUCUUUACGAGCAUGCCAUGCUUGCAAUAAAGCUGACACAUUCAGAAACUUUCUUAAGUCCAUACACACCUACUAAAAGGAUAACUUUUAUUUUGUCAUGGUAUUUUUCACAGAUCUGAAGGCACUUAUGUCUCAAGAGGACUUUGUUUUAGUUUAUCUUGGCUAAAAGUAUCUCGAGAGAGAGUUAGAACCAAGUGAUUUUUGCUUAUUGUUCAUUUAGAAAUGUUUUCUUAGAUGUAUCUUCCACUGAAUUGUGAUGAUAUCAUAUGAAGGGCAUAAUUUGGUUGAGUAUCUUUAAGUCACAUAGUUUGAGACAAACUGCAGUUGGUCCCAGGGAACAACGCUGCAGUUCUUGAGGUGGAAAAAUCUUUUCCCAGCAAAAUCAUUGAGUGAGACUCAGUGAGGACUUUAAAUCUAAAUGAUGUUUAGCAGCAAGUUACUUCUGCAAAGAACUGCCACAUCUACAGCCUUCAGUCAAAUUCUAACCUCAGGAACUGCUUCAAGGGGAAAAGUAUUCCUUCCCCUACCCAACUCCUUGAGCAGGCAAGCUAAUACAAGCAAGUAAUGCCUGUACUUUCCUCAUACACAACUAUUUUUGGAGCAAAACUUGGCAGUUGAGAAAAAGUCUCAAUAU